UCCCUUGCACCCUAAUUCAUCUUCCAACCGAUCAAAGACGCCGCCCACACCGGCGGAGAUGGCGCAGUCACUGGAGCUUCUGCUAAUCCAGUUCCUAAUGCCGGACAAUGACGCUAGGCGGCAAGCGGAGGAGCAGAUCAAGCGGCUGGCGAAGGACCCGCAGGUGAUCCCGGCUCUGGUACACCACCUACGCACAGCCAAGACGCCUAACGUUCGCCAGCUCUCUGCCGUCCUCCUACGCAAGAAGAUAACCGGACACUGGGGCAAGCUUCCCCCUAGCGUAAAGCAAUCUGUGAAAGCCGCUCUCAUCGAAAGCAUCACACUUGAGCACAGUUCACUGGUGAGACGAGCUAGUGCAAAUGUUGUUAGCAUCAUCGCCAAGUAUGCUGUCCCUGCUGGCGAGUGGCCUGAUUUGUUGCCUUUUCUGUUCCAAUGCAGUCAGAGUUCCCAAGAAGACCAUAGAGAAGUGGCGUUAAUUCUAUUUAGCUCACUCACAGAAACUAUUGGCUCUACAUUUCAUGCUCAUCUGGUAGACUUGCAGCCUAUACUACUGAAAUGCUUGCAAGAUGAACGAAGUGGUCGUGUAAGAAUUGCUGCUCUAAAGGCUGUUGGUUCAUUGAUAGAAUUCAUCAAUGAAGGUGCUGAUGUGGUGAAACUCUUUCGAGAAUUCGUUCCUAGUAUAUUAAAUGUUUCACGGCAGUGCCUUGCCAAUGGGGACGAGGAUAUUGCUUCUGUUGCUUUUGAAAUAUUUGAUGAACUUAUCGAGUCUCCUGCACCACUUCUUGGUGAUUCUGUUCGUUCUAUUGUGCAAUUUUCACUCGAAGUUUGUUCCAGCAAACACUUGGAACUAAACAUAAGACAUCAGGCAAUUCAAAUAAUUUCAUGGCUUGCAAAGUACAAGGCUUCUUUUCUGAGAAAGCAUAAGCUUGUUGUACCAAUCCUUCAAGUGAUGUGCCCUUUGCUCACGGAAACUGUUUAUGGCGAUGAAGAUUCUGAUCUGGCAUCUGAUAGAGCUGCUGCUGAAGUUAUUGAUACAAUGUCAAUUAAUCUGCCAAAGCACGUUUUUCCAGUCGUGUUUGAGUUUGCUUCCUUGAGCUAUGGUCAUGCAAAUCCAAAAUUUAGGGAGGCUUCCGUAACAGCUUUGGGAGUUAUCUCUGAAGGGUGUUUUGAUUUUCUGAAAGAAAGGUUGGAGAAUGCUUUGCAUAUAGUUUUAGCAGCAUUAAAAGAUAAUGAACAAAUGGUCAGAGGUGCUGCAUCAUUCGCUUUGGGUCAAUUUGCGGAGCAUUUGCAGCCCGAGAUUUUAUCUCACUAUUCGACUGUGCUUCCUUGUAUCCUAAAUGCAAUUGAAGAUGCUUCAGAAGAAGUAAAGGAAAAAUCAUACUAUGCGCUGGCUGCAUUUUGUGAAGACAUGGGUGAAGAAAUACUUCCUUAUCUUGAUUCCCUUAUGGAGAAGUUAGUUGCUUCUGUGCAGUGUAAUCAGCGAAAUCUGCAAGAAACAUGCAUGUCUGCAAUUGGCUCGGUAGCUGUUGCCGCAGAGAAAGCUUUUAUACCAUAUGCAGAGAAGGUUCUCGAGCUGAUGAAAAGUUUUUUGGUUCUGACAAAUGAUGAGGAUUUGCGUUCAAGAGCUCGUGCAACUGAACUAGUUGGAAUUGUUGCUUUAUCUGUUGGACGGGAGAGGAUGGAACCAAUAUUACCCCCAUAUAUUGAGGCAGCACUUUCUGGAUUUGCAUUAGAUUACAGUGAACUUCGAGAAUACACUCAUGGUUUCUUUAGCAAUAUUGCGGAAAUAUUAGGUGAUGGUUUCUCACAGUAUCUUCUCCAUGUUGUUCCUCUGGCAUUUUCUUCAUGCAAUCUUGAUGAUGGCUCUGCUGUGGACAUUGAUGAUUCUGACAGCAUUGAUAAUGGAUUUGGGGGUGUAUCUUCUGAUGAUGAUACUUAUGAUGAGCCAAGAGUUCGUAAUAUUAGUGUGAGAACUGGGGUACUAGACGAGAAAGCUGCGGCAACCCAGGCAAUUGGGAUGUUUGCUCUCUAUACAAAGACAUCUUAUGCACCCUAUGUGGAGGAUUCAAUGAAGAUUUUAGGAAGGCAUUCAACUUAUUUUCAUGAAGAUGUGCGGCUUCAGGCUAUUAUUUCCUUGAAACAUGUUUUGGCAGCAGUGCAGGCAAUUCCAGCUGAACACAUUGAUGUUGCAGAUAAAAAGAAGGAAAUUUUUGAUACUGUGUUGAAUACCUACAUCAAAACGAUGACAGAAGAUGAUGACAAAGAAGUUGUUGCUCAAGCGUGCAUGAGUGUGGCUGAAAUCAUGAAGGACUAUAGUUAUAUGGCCAUAAAUUCUUAUAUGCCUAGACUUGCAGAAGCAACUCUUAUAUUACUUCGUGAAGAUUCAUGCUGUCAACAAGUAGGCUCUGAUUCUGAUAAUGAGGAUGGCGAAGUUAAUCAUGAUGAAGUGCUCAUGGAUGCUGUGUCAGAUCUUCUUCCUGCUUUUGCUAAAGCUAUGGGCUCUAAUUUUGAACCAGUUUUUGCCGAGUUUUUUGAUCCUUUAAUGAGAUAUGCGAAAGUUCCGCGGCCUCCUCAAGAUCGGACCAUGGUGGUUGCUUGUCUCGCUGAAGUUGCUCAAGAAAUGGGGGCUCCUUUUUCCAGUUAUAUUGAUAGGGUGAUGCCUUUGGCGCUGAAGGAACUCUCAUCCUCAGAAGCAACUAAUAGGAGAAAUGCUGCAUUUUGUGUUGGUGAAAUAUGCAAAAGUGGUGGCAUUUCCGCACUAAAAUACUACAGUGAUAUUCUUCGUGGUCUAUACCCUUUAUUUGGUGCAUCAGAACCAGACGAUGCUGUCAGAGAUAAUGCUGCCGGCGCUAUCGCAAGGAUGAUAAUGGCACAGCCUCAGUCUAUUCCUCUUGACCAGGUUCUACCUGUAUUUCUUAAAGCAUUGCCAUUGAAGGAAGACCGCGAGGAAUCAAUGGCAGUAUACAGUUGCAUAUGCAAUUUGAUUUUGUCGUCAAACCCGCAGAUCCUUCCUUUAGUUCCAGAGGUGGUUAACGUUUUUGCUCAAGUUGCAAUGUCCCCAUUUGAGAGGGACGAUGUCAAAUCUCAAAUUGGAAUAGCUUUGUCCCACUUAAUUUCAGCAUACGGCCAUCAAAUGCAACCUAUACUUGGUUCUCUUUCGCCUGUCCAUGCUAAUUCAUUGGCUGCCUUAGCAAAUUUAAGUUAAGUUGCCUAUUUUUUUGUUGAUUAUAUAUAUAUCAGCAUAUUUUUGUGUUUUUUGUUUAUGAAAUAUGUUAUUUAAUUUGUUGUCUUGGGCAUAUAAUUGCUUGUAUUGAGAAAAAACGGAAGAAGUGGAUUCUUCUCUUCUUCCUUCCAUUCAUUGUAUGAUUUGUAAACAUUGUA
Phalaenopsis equestris is the source of this 3381-nucleotide messenger RNA. Its product is annotated as probable importin subunit beta-4. NCBI's taxonomy places the organism in Eukaryota, Viridiplantae, Streptophyta, Magnoliopsida, Asparagales, Orchidaceae. The transcript has 20 exons. Gene Ontology annotation, molecular function: nuclear import signal receptor activity; small GTPase binding. Bases 59 to 3205 code for a protein of 1048 amino acids. The record is from RefSeq and is a predicted model, not a curated record. Gene Ontology annotation, biological process: protein import into nucleus. Gene Ontology annotation, cellular component: cytoplasm; nucleus.